AUGGCGGAGACCUUAAGGUACCCCUCCGCGUGGUGCGCGCCCGCGGGGUACAUCCCGCGCAGGGGCGGAGGGGGGCCCGGCGCUGCGGUGGGGGGAGGCGGAGAGACGGAUUGGGCGGGGGGUGGAGCGGAGGGAGGGGAGGGGGCGGGAGAGGGAGAAGGAGAGGUGGUGGGGGAGGAGGAGGAGGAGGAGGAGGAGGAGGAGGAGGAGGAGGAGGAGGAGGAGGAGGAGGAGGAGGAGGAGGAGGAGGAGGAGGAGGAGGAGGAGGAGGAGGAGGAGAAGAAGGAGGAGGGAGGGGGUGGUGGUUGUUUCCAGGCUACAAUGGCGGCACGUCCUCGUCGCUUGCCAUGCCACGUCGCACGCCUCGUCGCAUGCGUCGCGAACGACAGUCCAAUCCCGCGCUCGCCCCAACUCCUGAUGCCCCGACGCGCAUCCUCCCCGUACGCAGCCAUGCUUCUCGCGACGCUUAUUGCCGCCCAGGGACCAUGCGAUGGGAUUGCUGGGGAGGGGGCAAACGAAACGGAUGUUCUAUUCAAGGGCGAAUCAGAUGUGACGGCGACUGUGGCGGCAGAUAUUGACAAUGAGGGGGCAGAAGAUGGCGGGAUUCCGCAAACUGCGCAGCCCAAGGCGCAGCAGGGUGCGCAGCACAGCGGUCACAAGGGCAAGUGGACGGAGCAAGAAGUUUUGAGCGUGCUCCGCGAGGCCUCCGCGGGCAGUGGCCCCGCGCCAGCCGCCGCGCCGCACAGCGCGAGCUUCGGCGCAGCAGCAGCAGCAGCGGCCUUCCGCGAGGCGGGCGCAGGGGCGGCAGGCGCGGGCGGCAGCAGCAAGCCAGGCAACCCGGGCGGGACGGCAGUGGGCGGCGACGACGGCCCGACGCGCGUGCAGCGGUUUCUGAUGCGGCUGGCGGUGGCGCUACACGCGUACGGCAGUUCUGCCGCCCGCACGGAGUUCCUGAUCGAGCGUGCCGGGCGGCGACUGGGCGUGGACGUGAGUGUGGCGGUGCUGCCAGAUUUGAUUCUGCUCGCCUUCAACCGCGUGGUCGGGGACGAUACUGCUGGGCAGCGCACGCACAUGCUGUCAGUGUCCCCGGACAUGGACCUGGACAAGCUAGGCCGAGUGGACGAGUUGGCGCGCAAUGUGGGGUUGAGGGAAGCGCACAACCUCAUGGCGGCCUACUGGCAGCUCAGAGCCAUCGCCAACGCGCCCCCCACCUUCUCCCCGCCCAUGCAUCUCCUCGCCAUGGCUCUCAUGUCCGCCAGCGCUGCUGUGCUCUUCUUCGGUGGCAACAUGUGGGACGGGCUGGUGGCGGGCGUGCUGGGCUUCCUGGGAGGAGCCAUGGAGUUCUGGGCCAUCUCCAACUCGCAGGCGGUAACGUCCAUCCUCGAGUUCCUCGUGUCAGUGCUCGCAGCCUUCACGGCCCAUCUCCUCGCUGCCUCGCUGCUCAGUGGUCGCAUCUGCAUCUUCGCCACUCUCUUCGGCGCCCUCGUCUGGUUCCUCCCAGGAGUGACGCUGACCUUUGGCGUGAACGAGCUAGUCGCCCGAACACAAGUGACGGGCACGGCACGAGUGGCAGCAGCCAUAUUCACGUCGCUACAGAUCGGCUUUGGCAUCUCUGUGGGCAUGGGGCUCUGCUUCUGGACCGCCUCCCCCACCGCUCUGCAGGACUGCCCGCCUUCGCACCUGCCCCUCUGGACCAACAUUUUCUGGUUCGCCAUGUACGUGGUGGCGAGCAACAUUCGGUGCAAUGCGCGGCUGGACCAGUGGGACGGCAUGACGCUCGUGGCCCUCGUGGGCUACGUGGUAUCAGAGCUGGCCUACCGCACCAUCGGCAACGACACUGCCUCCGUCGUCGCUGCCUUUGCUGUCAGCACGCACCUCUUCUCACACUACGCCCAGGAGUUCCCUCUCGCGAUGAAGAUCUCGGGAAUCCAGCUGCUCGUGCCGGGCGGCAUAGGAGUGCGUGGCGUGGCGGCCAUCCUCAACCAGGAUGUCAUGUCCGGCAUCGGUGUCGCUCACUCCACUCUCACACCUCUCCUCUCCCCGCCCUCCCAUGCCCUCCCAUGCCCUCCCAUGCCCUCCCAUGCCCUCCCCACCUUUCCCCCCCUCCCCCUUCCCCCCCCACCAGGCACCCUCCUAUCACACUUCGCCCAGGAGUUCCCCCUCGCAAUGAAGAUCUCGGGGAUCCAGCUGCUCGUGCCGGGCGGCAUAGGAGUGCGCGGGGUGGCGGCAAUCCUCAACCAGGACGUGAUGUCCGGCAUUGGGUUCGUCUUUGAGAUGCUCACUGUCGGCCUCGCCAUCACCAUCGGGCUCAUUCUCGCGAACCUCGUGCUGCCCGAGUCCAUGUUUGCGCACGGCAGCCGCCCGCAUCAUAAUAAGAGGAGGCUUGCGGCGGAUUUACGGGCAGAUUCCAUGGCGAAUGUUGGGAUUGGGGGUCGGUUGGAUGGGGCGACGGGGAGGGAUGAGGUGGUGGGGAGAGGGUUUGGUGCGAACUCUGAUGGGGGUGGGGUUGGUGGCGGCGCUAGGGGAGUGUUGGCUGGAGUGUUGGGGCUGGCUGGGUUGAGGAACCGGGGGAAUGGGGAGGAUAGAUUAGCUUCUGCGUUUCUGCCCCAAGUGAAAGAAGAGGAGGAUUCGGUAGCAUUUUAG
Messenger RNA from Closterium sp. Naga37s-1, 2643 nucleotides. NCBI's taxonomy places the organism in Eukaryota, Viridiplantae, Streptophyta, Zygnematophyceae, Desmidiales, Closteriaceae. The record is from the annotation of a GenBank genome assembly.